AUGCAGGAAAUGGUCGACCGGCUGGGGAUCGAAUCGGUGGAGAUGCUGGAGAGGAAGUACGGGGGUCCGUUUGUGUCUCGGCGGGCAGCGAGGACGAUCCAGACGGCGUUCAGGCAGUACCGCAUGAACAAGAACUUUGAACGCCUCCGAAGCUCCGCCUCCGAGAGCAGGAUGACCCGCCGCAUCAUCCUGUCCAACAUGAGGAUGCAGUACUCCUUUGAUGAGCGUCAGCCGCAGGGUCAGGGGUCAGGAGGUCAGCGGGGGUCAGAUGACACUGGAGACGACUCCUUCUCUAAACAGGUGAAGUCUCUAGCCGACUCCAUGGACGACUCCCUCACCUGCCAGUCGGGCCGUGAAGACUCCCAAGAAGCGGGAGGAGAGGGGGAAGACGAGGAGGAGGACUACAGGGAGUGCCCGUGGCGCAACGCUAACACGUCCUCCAGACGCAUGGCGGGCCGAGUGGGAGGCGUGGGCGGAGGUGCCGCCAUGCACGAGGACAGCACCGCCACCUCCUUCAGCGACGUCACCCUCUACAUGGACGAAGGCUGCAUGCCCUCCUCGCCGCUGUCCCGCCCCGCCUCCAGCACCGACACAGAGUACUGGGGAGAAGGGGGAAGAGGGGGUCCAGGGGGGAGGGAGGACAGCAGGGAGACGGAGGGAGGUAGCAGUAACAGCCGCAGGAGCAGCACCCCCUGCACUGAGUGUCGAGUGGAGUACAGAGGGAGGGCAGGAGGAGGGGGAGGAGGAGGAGGAGGAGGAGGAGGAGGAGGGGGACACCUUCCCGUCCUGACCAUAGAACCGCCCAGUGACAGCUCAGUGGACAUGAGUGACAGGUCGGAGCGAGGAUCCAUCGGACGCCUCGUGUACGAACAAGAUCCGUCAGGAGGACAGACCCGUUCCCCCGCCAACGUCCCGCUACCGAUGCCUUCAGCCCGAACCCUGCCCUCUCACCCGCUGCCUCACCCGCUCCAACACACCCACUCACACCCCCACACUCACCCUCCACCCAUCCCCCACCUACCCACUGUCCUGCACCACCACCCGCAGUACAGCCAGCCUCACCCCAUGCACAUGCACCACGUGCACGGCGGCGUUCCCUACAUGCAGCACGCUCACCACUUCGCCCAGCACCACUACCACCACCUGCACCACCAACACCAACAGCACCAACACCAACAACACCAACACCACCACGGCUACCCAGAACCCCCCUCCUCCCCUCUGCCCUCCCCUGUCCCUCCUCUCACCCCUCUCUCACCCCUGCCUCCCCCCCUCACGCCCUCCCCUCUGUCCUCCUCCUCCUCUUCAGCGCUCCAGAACAUGGAGGUGCAGCAGCAGCACCUCGCCCACCACCCUCACCUCCACCACCACCACCACCUCCUUUGCUCGGACGGAGACAACGAGAGCGUCAACUCCACCACCACCAACUCCAACGACGACACCACCGUCAACAACUGCAGCUCGGGCUCCUCGUCGCGGGACAGCCUGCGGGAGCCGAUAGGAGGAGCCACGCUGGGGAAGCAGACCUAUCAGAGGGAGAGCCACCACAGCUGGGACUCCCCCGCCUUCAACAACGACGUGGUGCAGCGGCGGCAAUAUCGCAUCGGACUCAACCUGUUCAACAAAAAGCCGGAGAAGGGGAUCCAGUACCUGAUCGAGAGGGGCUUUGUGUCAGACACACCUGUCGGCAUCGCGAGGUUCAUCCUGGAGAGGAAAGGUCUGAGCCGGCAGAUGAUCGGGGAGUUCCUGGGCAGCCGGCAGCAGUUCAACAAAGACGUCCUCGACUGUGUCCUGGAUGAGAUGGAUUUCUCAGGGAUGGAUCUGGACGACGCUCUGAGGAAGUUUCAGGCUCAGAUUAAAGUUCAGGGUGAAGCUCAGCGGGUGGAGCGGCUCGUGGAGGCCUUCAGUCAGCGGUACUGUGUUUGUAACCCGGUGCUGAUCCGGCAGUUCCAGAAUCCAGACACCAUCUUCAUCCUGGCCUUUGCAAUCAUCCUCCUCAACACGGACAUGUACAGCCCCAACGUGAAGCCGGAGAGGAAGAUGAAGCUGGAGGACUUCAUCAAGAACUUGCGGGGCGUUGAUAACGGUCAGGACAUCCCUCGAGACCUCCUGGUGGCGAUCUAUGGAAGGAUCCAGAAAUGGGAGUUGAGGACCAACGACGACCACGUGUCUCAGGUCCAGGCGGUGGAGAGGAUGGUGGUCGGGAAGAAGCCGGUGCUGUCACUGCCUCAUCGUAGGUUGGUGUGCUGCUGUCAGCUGUUUGAGGUUCCCGAUCCGAACCGAGCUCAGAGGAGCGGCAUCCAUCAGAGAGAAGUCUUCCUGUUCAACGACCUACUCAUGGUGACGAAGAUCUUCCAGAAGAAGAAGACUUCUGUCACGUACAACUUCAGACAGUUCCCUCUGUUGGACAUGCAGGUCCACACCUUCCAGAACACCU
Molecule: messenger RNA, 2437 nt
Organism: Notolabrus celidotus (New Zealand spotty)
Lineage: Eukaryota; Metazoa; Chordata; Actinopteri; Labriformes; Labridae
Product: IQ motif and SEC7 domain-containing protein 2-like
Biological process (GO): regulation of ARF protein signal transduction; actin cytoskeleton organization
Molecular function (GO): protein binding; guanyl-nucleotide exchange factor activity
Source: RefSeq, a predicted model, not a curated record